AUGAAACAAGUUUAUAAAAAAGGACAACAUAGUUAGUUGGUUGUGUAGAUCCUUCAGAAGCUAUACUAAUAUUCAAAGAUAGGAGCUAUAUACUUUUGGCAAAACGUCUGUAAGAAAGAAGAGAUAUAUACUCUACUGUUUCUGGGAAUAUUCAUCAUUCAGUGUUACAACACUUUGACAUAUGACGCAUAAUUCAACUACUUUUCACUUAACACUAUUAAGAUCUCAGCUGUGGUUAGUUUUGGACUCAUGGUUUGGGCACACAUCAUAGACAAGGAAGUAGAGUAGAAGUACAAAGUCCAACUCAAGAACUACCAGCAAAGGCAUUAAAGAUUCUAAAUGAACUUGAUGUAAGGACUGAAGCAGCAGGAACAAACCAAGCAAAGGCAACUUAGAGAGUUUAACAAACCUCUUAUUCCAGAGUAGCGCAAUAAUAGUGUGAACACUCUUGAGGAAUAAAAAUAAUUCAUGAAACAAUAUUAAGAAUGGUACCCCUUCCAAAGGCAGUUAUCAACGAAUGCUCCCAGGGUGUAAGAACCUUUUAAACUCUAUUAUAAUGAUCAGAAGCAGGCUGAGAAUAUUAACAUGCAAAGAAACUUUACCAAGUACGGGCAACAGUUUAUGAGUGAGGAGCUUCCAGUGCAUCAGCAAUUCAAGAAAAUAGAUAGAAACAUAGUAAUUGAAAGCAUGAAAAGUAAUUUUCAUAGGAAGAUUGAAGCCUCCGAGCACUAUUUCUUGGAGAUAGCCAGAAAGACCAAGCAGUAUACCUUUAACUACACAUUCAUGCAGGUAAUUAAAGAGUAUCAAAUUACUUUGAGAGAGUUAUGCGAUAUAUUGGCUAGAUUCUACAGAGUGGUUCUGGUUGAGAAUGAACAUGAGAGCGUUGACGAUUUAAUAGAUGACAUUGCUGAUUUAUAUAUCGAGCAUGAAAGGUUUAGGCAGUAGGAGGUUUCUAAAUCAAUAACCAAGUUUAGAUUUAUAAGUUUAGAAGAGCUAUUGUCAAUGAAAAUCUCAAACAUUUAAAGCAGAUAUCAAAAUGAUGAUGCAACUAAAUAUGAAAACAAAGUGUAGCUUAAGACUGAUCAUAAUCAAAGACUUGCAUACCUGCUAGAUAAUAUGUUUGCUGUCAAUGAAAUCUUGAGAAGUGUAAAUAGCAUUAACAUAGAUUAUUCAGGCUCACAAAUAUACAUACUUAAGCGAAUGGCAUUUUUAAUAUAAGACCCAGAAGAUUACAAUUAUAAAGGUGGUUCAAUAAAGAUGUUAUACAAAGGUUAGACCUGGUCUAAACUCUUACCAAGUGAUCCAGAGCUUGUUGCCUCAGUCUUUUGUGCUCUCUUAGAUGACUCUUACUUCAUUGAUGAUGAAAAGAAGAAGAGAGGCAUCAGACAUUAUAUAGACUCAACAGACCAGCAUAGAGCAAAGAGGACUGCAGAAGAUUAAGUUGCCUUAAUCAAUACCUAGCAUGUUGGUUAUGUCCCUUACUAUCACUAUGUGGCUCAACAAAAGAUUCAUCCUGUUCCUGACGGUAAAUUCAACGUUUUCUAUGCCAUUGCAAUGAUUUAUGCACAGAUCGCUAAGAUGCCAAAGCAGAAAUAUGUGAGUGGAGAGUAUCAUGUUGCCAUUCAAAAUACUAUAGAACUUAAUAAUUACCCUAGAUUAUAUUGA
Molecule: messenger RNA, 1665 nt
Organism: Stylonychia lemnae
Lineage: Eukaryota; Ciliophora; Spirotrichea; Sporadotrichida; Oxytrichidae
Source: the annotation of a GenBank genome assembly